CGAAAUCGUAAAAUAGACAUGAUAUUAAAGCUAAUAAAUUAAGAAGAAUGGUUUGGGCGCAGUUGACCGGUUGUAUACAUUUGUUGUCCAUAGAAAGUUCAUUCUUUAGUGCAUUCUACACUGGGGGAAAUCGAAAUAUUUUAUGUAUACAGUAAUUAUGAAAUUAUUACCAGGGAUUCAGUAUGCUUGUUCAAGAUAGUUCCUAACUGGGUGUUUAUGUGGUAUUGUUUGGACCCGACAUCGCGUCCCAGUCCCAUUGCUUUCCCUCCAGUAAAACGUCCCAUCAUGGCGUCUCUUGCUGCUAACAGCUGAUUUGAGCUCAGAUUUCUUGUUGCGUUCUAGAACCAUGGAUGUAUUAGAGAACGUUUAGAACGAGUAUGUCCUGAAUCCAUCGAUUCUAUUGGUCAAAAUGCUACCCGCUCUAGUAUGUGUAGAGACCGUUCCGUGGUAGACGUAGAGAGAGACACAAAAACGGUUGCAUUCAGGGCGCAUCGCGUCAUACUCUCAAAGCGACGCCCAUCGGAGGAGAACACAGUCGGCGCCACAAUAUGCAACUACAUGCUGUAAAGCUAACACAAUACAUGCAGCUAGCUAAAACAUUAGAUUUAAGCAUGUCAAAGGAUUCUUUUAUAACCAUUUGUCUACCAGAGCGGACAAGUUAUCUUCCAUCCCUGUAGGAGAUGGACCUGAACGUGGCAGUGAAUGUACCUGUGAGUAGCAUUGGGCGGCCAAACCUUUAUGAGCUGCUGGCAUGGCUCAAUGAAAGUUUACAGACAGGCUUCACCAAGAUUGGGCAGGUAUGCACAGGUGCAGCCUAUUGCCAGCUGAUGGACUGGUUGUUUCCGCAGACCCUGGACCUGUCUAGGGUCCGGUUCCAAAGCAACGACAUGGUGGACAUUAUUCACAACUACAGUUUACUGCAAGCUGCAUUCAGAAAACUCGGAGUGUUGCGACACAUCCCCGUCAAGGAUUUGAUGGAGAGGAACUCUAAUGUGGCUGUGACCUUCCUGCACUGGUUCAAGGUGUUCUUUGACAAGAACAACAACAAGGGCCGGGAGUACCAUGCCUUGGAGGCCAGAGGUGGACAGAGUAUGGUUCCUGCUGACUCAGAUGGACAUUCCUCCCAGACCCCUCCUCAGAAACUGGAGAUAAUUGUGAAGAUGGAGGGCAAAGCAGUGGAAGAACCAAGAAAAGAAAAAGUUCCGGAGAGUUUGAACAAAACCACAGAAGUGAUAGUAGUGAUAUCAGAUGAUGAUGAUGUAAUGGAAGUGACGGAUGUGAAGGUGGAGCAGAAAACAGAAAAAAUGGAGACAGCCGUGAAAGAAGAGGCACCAGUGAAGGUGAAGCAAGAAGAAGAAGCAGUGGACAAAGGAAAUGAAGGGACCAGUUAUAGUUUGUUGCACUUCAUCAGAAGAUACUGUAAUGACAAUGUGGGCACAGACUUCAAUACAAGUAGAGAGACUCAGGUUUCUGCCAUCUUGAAUCCAGCCCACCCUAUAGACAUCAUUAAGGCCUGCUCCAGCACGCCGUACUGCCUCUACCUGUAUGUGGGCGUAGAGCUGGGUGGAGGACACAACACGGGUGUUGUCCUGGUUGGCUACUUGGACCAGAGGUCAGGGGUCAGUGUGGUGAAGCCGCUGCUCACUCUGCAGAUGAGUGUUGACGCUGUUGACCCUCAAACCUCAGCGAACACUGACGCUAUCACAGACACACCCACUGCAGAUACAGAUGCUCAGCAUCUGAUUGAGACGCUGAAAAAACGUGGCUUUCCUCUUUUCAACAUUGUUGCGUUUUACUGUAACGCUCCACACCCAGGGGCGAGCAAGGUGUUUGUUUCUCACUUUCAGGCUUUCAACCCUAGGUUAGUAUCACUUUGCGGCCUCCCUGGGAUGGCAGCAAGAGCAUGCCAGGCCGGACUUUUGGCUUCCUUUGCUUGCGUGGUUGACCUGGUUAGAGACAUCCACUAUCACUACUACACUUGCCCCCAGGUCCGUAGGUGUCUUAAAGAGCUAUUUGCUGAUGCAGAGUCUUAUAACCCAUCCCAACCUAUAUCUGCACAGUGUUUAUUUGUCAUCCAUGCUGUGCAAAAGAUGGCCAGCUGCUGGAGGGUUUUAGUGGACUAUUACAAGUCACUAAUGAAAGCACAGGAUGUUGACCAGAUCAGAACCCGGCUGAUGGAUGCUAAGGUCAAACUGCGCUUCAUGUUUCUUGCCUCCAUUUUGGACCCCCUCCGAGCUCUCCAAGAAUAUCAGCAGGGUGGCACAGCGGCCGUUCCUGGGCAGCUCCAGCUGGCCUCUAUGCUGGUUCACUCCUACGCUACCAGUCUCUUUCGGCCCUCCGUUGCCAAGCGCUUCCUUAGGAAGCGAGAUCCGCAUCUCCUUCAAAAUAGGACAGAGAUGCUCCCCGUAGCAGAGGUGCACGUGGGUGCUCGUGCCAGAGAAUUCAUGUGGGCCACUGCUGUCGUGGAUCUGGGGGAACAGGAGAGGUUGGACUUCCUGCAGGAUGCAGAGACUUUCUAUAAAGCAACACUCCAGAGUUUAGUAGAGAGUCUGCCUGAGCAUCUUGGAGAAGUGGCACUGAGGAAUAUCGACCAAGUGCUGAAACAUCCUGACAAUAUCAAUCGUUAUAAAUUGUCCAGCCAAGCGCUGUCAGAGAUGAGCAUACAGCUGGGUCUGUUUUCCGAUGGGUCUGUAGGAAGACAUCCCCUGGACCGCGACUACCUCACUUUCAUCAAAACAGUAAAGGAGGAACGGAGUCAUUGCUGGGCAAAGAUGUUGCCUGCCAUUAGGCCCCACUCUGCUCUGCAGAGACUUUUCCUUGACAUCCUGGCUCUACCAAGCUCUCUUCACAGGAUGCAGGUGUUUGCUAAGGCUCUUCGUACCACCAAGGAAACCUCCAGAGCAGGUUGCCCAGGAAUACCCCGCAUAAGGAAACCUGUCCAGGCCGACUAUGGUGGCGAUAAGAAAGUAGUGAAGAAAGAAGGGAUUUCAUCAAAGGGUGGUGACAAUGUUGAGGCCAAACCCAGUCUCCAUCUUCACUCCAAACGCUGUAGCUCUAUGGAGGACUCCGACUACACAGACAAUUCUUCUGAUGUGGUUGAUGUCACCGAAGAGUCCAAAAAAAGCCAGACCAACAGUCUAAUCAAAUCAAAAAGUGGGAGAACUCUGCAGGUCCAGGUCAUCCAGGUCUCAGAUGAUGAUGACCGAGGGGUUUUACCAAUCACACCAAACAACUCUACAGAAUUGAUGGAUGUGAUGGGGGAGCUGGUCUGGGGUCAGCCAGAGGGCUUCUCUCUCUGGCCAGCCAUCAUUGUACCCUUCAGGGAAGAGCUCCAACAUCCAGAGAGCAGGAUGGUAGAGUGGUACGGUCAGAACAUGUCCUCUCAGGUCAGAUUGCAGGCUCUGAAACCGUUGGCUGCCUUCGCCCAGCACUUCUGCUCCAACUCCUUCGCCAUCCUCGUUACCUACCGAGAAGCCAUCUUCUUGUGCUUGCAGGAGGCAGCUCUACGUUGUAAGAAGCCGUUUUCUACAUGUGUUGAGGACCGAGAUGAGCUUCUGAAACAGAUGUUAGACUGGGCAUUUGGAGGCUUUCAACCCAGUGGGCCAGACGGACUGAAACCAACGGCUGCCACAAACAGUGCUACCAAAACAAACAAAAGACCAAAAGUGAAGCAGAAACUCUUCCCGAAGACCAACUCCUCUCAUCCCCCCAUCAGAUCCUCCACCUUGAUGAGCACCAAGAGCAACCUCGAGCUGAGAGAAGUGUCGGUCUCUCUUAACAGGUUGUCGUCUCAAAGAGGUGGAGGUGGGAAAACAUGGGAAGCAUGGGAAGAAGAAUGUGACUCCCCUAAAGGAGACACAAAGGAGAAGGGAUCCCGAGUAGGAUUGGCAGCAGAGAAGGGAGGAUGGGAGGGAGAGAGAGAUGACUGGGGAAGAGGGUGGGAGAAGGUCAAAGGAGUGGGGAAAGGGAAGGGUAAGGUAGGGCGGCUUCAGAAGAAGAAAAACUGUCCGUCUGAUGGAUUUGACGAUGACAUGUCACCCGACUUUGUGCCACAAAAGAGGAGGCCCUACACCAAAUCUUACAAUAAGGUCCAACAGACGACCAGCGAUUACACCCAGCCGGACCAAAAACUCAGAGAGGAGACUAUUCGUAGGAUCAUGGACAUGAAGCUGGACAUUGAAGGCUUCUGUUUGUGUUGUGGAACUGAAGACGUUGAGAUAUCCCACCCUCUGUUUAAAGGCAGCCUCUGCUUGGAGUGUAAAAAUAACUUAACAGAAACUCUGUAUCGUUACGAUGAAGAUGGAUAUCAGUCCUACUGUACCAUCUGCUGCUAUGGACUGGAGGUCAUACUGUGUGGCAAUGAUAGCUGCUGCAGAUGUUAUUGCACAGACUGUCUCAACAUCCUUGUCGGUCAGGGGACGUUUGAUGCCUUGAAGCUGCUGGACCCGUGGAUCUGCUACUUGUGUCAGCCUCAUCGCCCCCACGGUGCUCUGAUCCCCAGAGAGGACUGGAGUGUCCGUGUUCAGGACUUGUUCGCCAACAACAGCGCCAUGGAGUUUGAGGCUCACCGGGUUUAUCCGUCCAUCCCUGCAAACCAGCGCAGACCAGUCCGAGUUCUCUCACUGUUUGAUGGCAUAGCAACAGGCUACCUGGUGCUGAAGGAUCUCGGCUUUAAAGUAGAGAAAUAUGUUGCCUCGGAGGUUUGCGAGGAUUCGAUUUCCGUGGCAACCAUUGGCCACGAUGGGAAGAUCAUCCACGUUGGUGACGUCCGGUUCAUCACAGAGGAACACUUGGAGCAGUGGGGUCCGUUUGAUCUGCUGAUCGGUGGCAGCCCCUGUAACGACCUCUCCAUCGUCAACCCCUUGAGAAAAGGCCUCUACGAGGGCACCGGCAGGCUGUUCUUUGAGUUCUACCGCAUCCUUCAGCUGCUGAAGCCCAAAGAGGAAGACCCCAGGCCCUUCUUCUGGCUGUUUGAGAACGUGGUCUUCAUGAACACGCACGACCGAGUCAACAUCUGCCGCUUCCUCGAGUGCAACCCGGUGCUGGUGGAUGCCAUCAAAGUCAGCCCUGCUCACAGACGGCGUUACUUCUGGGGAAACAUCCCGGGGAUGAGCAGGCCCAUUAUAGCAUCCCAGAAUGACAAGCUGGAUCUCCAGGACUGCUUAGAGAUCGGCAGAGAAGCCCGGGUCGCCAAAGUAAGGACCAUCACCACCAAUUCUAAUUCUCUGAAGCAGGGCAGCUCUUCUCUGCUGCCCGUCCUCCACAACGGCAAAGAGGACAACCUCUGGAUCACAGAACUGGAAAAGAUCUUUGGUUUCCCCAAACACUACACAGACGUGAGGAACAUGAACCGGCAGCAGAGGCAGAAGGUGCUGGGGAAGGCGUGGAGUGUGCCGGUCAUCCGUCACCUCUUCGCUCCCCUUAAGGACUAUUUUGCCUGUGAGGAGCUGCCUCCUUUAACCACGUCCGCCACCUCCUCCUCCACCUCCCCGUCCUCCCCUGCCUCUCCAGAACUGCAGCAGCUGAGAUAGGGGAGGCUGGGAAUGUUUGGUACGUGUGUUUGUGUGGAGGUUGGUUUUUUUCACACCACACUUUGUAUGAGAACUCGGUGGAGCUCACAGACAAGCUUUUGCAGAUCACCGCCACGGGGACAUUUAGUAAGCUAUGCACUCGAGUCUCUUGCAUCGCGUCACGUGUGCUGUUUGUCAGCACAGCUGACAGUCACUUUGGCCUCCAACUAUGCUCUGUCCAAUUCAUGGUUCCAUGCUGAUUUCCUCCAGGCCUGUGUUAUCAAUUAUCCUCUAAACUAUUUGUUUGUAUCGUUAGUAUUUAAACAUGAAUAUUGAUCCCAUAUCCUCAGGUUAUAUAUGGGUCAAAAUAUGGUAUAUGUCCUUGAGAUUUUUAACCAUUUUUAAAUAAAUAGAUUAGAAAUCAAGUUUACAUGGUGAUUGUGAGAGAAGUCAUAAACAACCUCAACAUUUGUUAGUUUUUAAAAGUGUGAAUCAUGUUAAACUGAGAGUUGCCUCGCUACUUUACGGUGACCUUCUAAUCAUGCUUCCUGGAGAAAUUACCAACUUGCAUUAUUUUGUAUUCAGAUAUUUGAGAAGAUACAAGAUUUUGUGGCGCACUAUCAUAGUUCAGACAUCUUUUUAUUCAGUUUUUAACUUUUCUUCCAUCCUUUUCGUUCUUUCUUUGUUUUUUUACUGUGUGUGUGUGUGUGCGUGUGCGUGUGUGCGUGCUAAUAAAAUAAACAAAGUCCACACUGAUGAUAACAGCUACAUGCUGCCUUCUGAUAAUCACCUGUAUCAUGUUUUACUUUAGAGAAACAGUGAAUGUUGUGACAUAUAUAGAGGCAUUAAACCUCAUUAUAUAUAUUACCCAAAGUUGAUCAUUCAUUGUUUUCACGCAAUGGAAGAACCAGUCCACAAACUAUCUCAUCUGUUUUCCAACCAGCAGCUUUAUUUGAUGUUAAAAAGUAGUGUUACAAGUUUCUUUUCUUCAUCAGGGGAUCAAAAAUGAAAUAAUUAAAUAUCAAGUGACUCUUUGUUUCAAUGUUUAAUGUUUUAUUGUUAUUGCCUUAAAGAGAUAGUUGAGAUGUUUUGAAGUGUGGUUGUAUGAGCUACUUCUCCAUAGUCAGUGUGUUAGCUCCAGUAGAUGGGGGUCAGCACUCCCCCAGUUUGGAGAAGCAGGCAGUAGUACCGACACAGAAGCUAAGCAAUGUCCUGCUGUUUUAGACUCCUAAAAACAUCUGUAUCAGUUUAAGUGUGUCCUAUAUUUAGAAUAUUUUCCCCCCUUUACCUUGGUGUCAGACAGCUCUUUAGGACGGGGACCUGAAGCUGUUAUCUCUGUUCUCUUCAAAGCCACCAGACUCCUUUGACAGAAACAGUCAUUUUACCUCACAGAACACAGGAGUUGUUUGUCUACCGCUGCCUAAAUUGGUUUGUUUGUUUAUAUUAUUGUGUGACUUUAGUGAAUCCGAACUAACCCUUUAAAAUACCAAAAUCACAUUAGCAUGCCGACCGCCAUCUGCUGUUGGUAAUACACUAACGAUGGAUAACAAUACAAACCCACUUCAUAAAAAAACAACUCUGAACUAUCCCUUUAAUUUCAUUUGAUCUUAAAUUGUUAUGUUGUUGUGAUGAUCCUAGACCCCUGAUGCACCAUUUGGCCUAGUUGACUGAUUAUUGUAUAAAGUAUUAGUACACAGUACUGUGAUCUAUUCUGACUGAUGAUUGAAUCAUGGACAUUGGAAGUGGGCUGUACAGUAUUUUUGCACAUAAAACCAGGGGGAUGGAUUCAGAGGCAUGAAAGUGUGAAUGUUCAGUCUGUCAAGUAUCCAUCCUGUCAUCUUUGUACUGUACCAGAUUUUACUGUUACUCUUGAUAUUGUUUUUAAUGAGGGACAUGUGUUUGGGCAAGUGAUAGAAGGCAAAUAAGGAUGAUUUUACUUGGAACUGAUGACAAUAGCAAUAAAAGAACUACA
Molecule: messenger RNA, 7482 nt
Organism: Perca flavescens (yellow perch)
Lineage: Eukaryota; Metazoa; Chordata; Actinopteri; Perciformes; Percidae
Exons: 26
Coding region: 681-5531 (1616 amino acids)
Biological process (GO): negative regulation of transcription by RNA polymerase II
Cellular component (GO): nucleus
Molecular function (GO): DNA binding; protein binding; DNA (cytosine-5-)-methyltransferase activity, acting on CpG substrates
Source: RefSeq, a predicted model, not a curated record